This is a messenger RNA of Lampris incognitus (smalleye Pacific opah), 5826 nucleotides long. RefSeq names its product Kruppel like factor 12b (gene klf12b). The record is from RefSeq and is a predicted model, not a curated record. NCBI's taxonomy places the organism in Eukaryota, Metazoa, Chordata, Actinopteri, Lampriformes, Lampridae. The transcript has 6 exons. Gene Ontology annotation, molecular function: DNA-binding transcription factor activity, RNA polymerase II-specific; RNA polymerase II cis-regulatory region sequence-specific DNA binding. The coding region runs from base 251 to 1351 and encodes 366 amino acids. Gene Ontology annotation, biological process: regulation of transcription by RNA polymerase II.
GCCGAGCAGCUGAGAGGCAGAAAGGGGAGGGAGCUGCUCACUCACUCGCUGCUCACACACACACACACACACACACACACACACACACACACACACACACACACAUACACACACGCACGCACACACACGCGCGCACAGGCACGGACAGCGAAGGGAGAGAGAGAGAGAGAGAGAGCGAGAGGGAGGACUGGAGAAGGGAUAACAGUCUCCACGGCUCUGCAGCUCCUGACAAGACGGCCCCAGAAACAGGAUGUUAAUGCUUGAUGGAAUGCCUGCAGUUCGAGUCAAAGCUGAGCCCCUGGAAUCGGAACAAGGGUCACCCAAAGUGCGCCGUUACCCUGCAAUGGACGGCGUCCCCCUCCUGCUCAGCCGAGUCAAACCAGAACCUCCAGAGGACUUGCUCGCUCACGACCCACACUUCCACACGCAGACUGAGCCGGUGGACCUGUCAAUCAACAAACCCCGCCCUUCCUCUUCUACAUCCGUCACCUCUGCGGUCACCUCAUCUUCACCUCUCACAUCCUCCUUCUCCCCAUCCUCAUUAUCUUCAUCAUCAUCAUCGUCCUCCUCUUCCUCCUCCACUUCUCCGUCUGUCAUCACCUCAGCCUCCUCGGUGCUCACGCCCGGCCCUCUGGUUGCCCCUGGCGCCGGGGUCAGAGGUCAGCAAUAUUUGCACAUCCUGCACUCUGUGCCACCUCCUCCGACGAGCCCUCUGAGCCUGCAGGGAGCCGGGAAGCUGGCCGGCCAUGUCCACCGCAUCCCCGUGGUGGUCCAGUCACUGCCGCUCAUGUACACCACCGCUGUCAGAUCCCCCUCCAGCCUCAACAACGCCAUCAUGCUACCUCUGCUGGACGAGACCAAGAACCACAGCAAAGUGUACACGGACCCAAACGGCCUGUCGCCAAGGCAGAUCAAAAGCGACAGUGAUGACGACGACCUGCCGAACGUGACCUUGGACAGUGUUAAUGAGACGGGCUCCACCGCGCUGUCUAUAGCUCGAGCAGUACAAGAUUCCAUGUCUCCAUUCAGUAUUGAGAGCAUACGGCGACCCCGGAGGUCAGAGUCUCCAGACUCCAAAAAGAGACGCAUCCACCGGUGUGACUUUGACGGCUGCAAUAAGGUUUACACCAAGAGCUCCCAUCUAAAAGCACACCGCCGGACGCACACAGGUGAAAAGCCAUACAAAUGCACCUGGGAUGGUUGCACGUGGAAGUUCGCACGUUCCGACGAGCUGACCCGGCACUACAGGAAACACACGGGGGUCAAACCGUUCAAGUGUGCAGACUGUGACCGCAGCUUCUCCAGGUCGGACCACCUGGCCCUGCACAGACGGAGACACAUGCUGGUUUGAACCAAAUAAAAAGAUGUUGGAGCACAGAGACGAAUACACACGCUGAUGAAGAGGAGCAGGGUCUCCCUAUGAAUGUGGUUCAGCUGGCCUGGACUCCCAUGAAUACACACACACACACACGCGCGCACACACACGCACACACACACACACACACACACACUCUCUCUCUCCCUCUCUCGACUGUCCCUGACAAAGUGAGAGAGGAGGUGGAGGUGCGCAGAGCUUUGCCGAGCACAAAAACAGGGUCGUUUUCUGGAUCCUCACUGAGUUGGUGGAGAAAAAGACGGCAGGAACUUUUAUUGUCGUUGUCCUUUGGAGUUGAAUGGAAAUCUGUCUUUUACAGCACUGUUUGUAAAUGUUUCACUUAGAUUUAUAAGGUGAAUUCAUACUCUUCAUUCGGACUUUAAAAAAACAAAAACAAAAACAAAUGCAAUCGCAACUAUUUCCUGUUGGUAACUUUCUUUUGUUUUUGUUAUUUUAAAUGGCUGCUUCUCAAGCGUUCAUAAUGUGAAAUUGCUCGGGUGUAUGGACUACAUUCGCCGUGUGGACUCCUUUUAAAAACCAAGAUAAAUGUAGGCCGCUGCUGGACUGGCCGAACAGAGGAGCGAGGCCUGCUUUGACCGUCGGGCCCCACCUGUGCGUCCCCAUAAUGGCCAGCAGGAGGCGCCGUCCCGUCACGGAUGCUUUCAGUUCUCUUGCCGCAGCCUGCAGUUGGACGUGAGCACGCUGACGGGCCAAGUGAUACGGAGGGACUGUCGAUCACAAGGUCAGCAAAUACACAAACGAGAUUGAAAGAAAUCGAAUAGAAAAGCCACAACCAGAAUCGAGCAUCAGCAACUUCAAGCCGCCGACGACGGCGUCGAACCCGGGUUCGGACGCCGUCCGUCGCGGGUGACGUUCAGUCGGUUUCUAUUUCCAACAGUGAAAACCGGGUUACGCAUGAAUCCACACCAGCAAACAAACGCGUCAUUUGUGAUUCAGUCAUAGCGACCCUGCAAUCUCACCGUCGCUAUCCUUCACGUGGAGCCUCUUUAAAAGCAUUUUCUUGUAGGAAAAACGAAACAAAACAAACGUAAAAAAAAUGUUGGUGCAUUUUUUUUUGUGCUGUGAUUAGCAAUCAGUAAAGUGCAAUCUUAUAGAUUAAGCAUAGUUUCAGUAUGAACUUUUUUUCUCCAUGGUAUCUCACUUUUUUAAUGCGUGCUUUGAUUAUAUUUAACGGAGAAAGGUCAACCCCUCGUGUAGAAUGAACUUUGAAACAAUCAGUGAACAUAUCCAAUAUGUGAAAAAGAAACAGGCACCUUACAGACUCGACGCUUCUUUUCUUUUUUUGUUUUUAAUGAAUCUGUUUAGUCGUGUGUUCUCAGAUGGUUUUGAUAGCGGUGGGGAAUUUGUGUUGUGGUCUCGAAAUGCUGACACGGCCCCCCAAGCUCAGCGGACUUCAGUGUUAUGGGGACUUCCGGGGGGUUUAGGAAGUGACGUAGGCCUACAGACAAAGCAAUACCUUCUUAACGAGCUGAGGAGGAGGUUUAGGCCGGCGUGUCCUCUCUGUUCUGUUUGCUGUGGUCAAACGAUUGAUGAGUACAUGUGUCGCCUCCGGCCCGGGUCUCUAGUUGUCUCUGUAGAUCCGGUUUAAGUCUCGUCCUUCAGUCUUAGAAAGGGAGUUACUCAAAAUCCUCCCAACAGCUUUGUUACGUCUCAUCUUGGAGAAGUCGCCCGAGUUGGCCUCAUCUCACAUCGGUUAGCUGUUGAAAACGCCAUCGGAUUAACCUGAGGUUUGGUUUUAAAGUAUGACGUGUUUAGGAGGAGACGGACACUUUCACAUACAGGAAGAUACUUGCGUGCACGCAGACGUAUUAAAAUACAUACACGCAUUUCCAUACAUCAAGGCUUUCGCGUUAACUAUGACCAAAAAAGUAAUUUGAGAUUUCACAGCGUCUUUGCAAAACAGCAUAUCAAUAUGGAAAAAUGGCUAAAUUAAUACCAAUUCUGUCAAUGCAAACGUUGAUCAUUUAAACGUAAAGCAAGAUUUCCCUGGCCAACACCCGCGCAGUUGAAAGAGACGUGACGCUCUGAGCGCGUGACAGGUGACCGGUAUCGGCGCCUUGGUUUUGAUGUGAUACGGCGGCCCACGUGACGUCAUCUCAAACAUUUGACCGGAUAACGUAGAUUUCUAAUUACUUCAUGAACAAGAUUCAGCCCGCUGGUUUAAUUGAUAUCUGAAAUCCCAAAUGAGUCUUUGCCAUUGGAGCCAUCGGCAUGUAAGGACCUUCAUUUGACUGCAUCAUUAGUUUUAAAAGUGUUAACGCCCCCCCCACCCACACCCCAUCCACAUCCACAUCCACCUCAGCUCUCAGGCAAGAACUCCAGAUUGAGAUAAAAACUAAAAUCAGCCCCUACAAUAUGAAAUGACUGCUAAAUGCAGGAUUUGGACUCGUAAAUAUAUUGUGGCGUUAGCAUAUUUCAUAUUAGCACCUUGGGAAGAACACAGACAUGCACAUUUACACGCACACACGUGCACGCCCAUGCGCACACAACGGAUGCUCGUUUCCAGUAAAAAAGCCAAAUCCAGGAAUUCAGUCCUACACAUGCGCCCUCUGUACGCAACGCCCCCCUUUUUUGCUAUAUGAAGAAUUCUAAUGUAUGUUGUCAUAUUUAUAUAUAUAUUAUUUGUGCACUCGUGAUUAUGCCCAGUUGUAUUAUCAUUUUGGCAAGAGCAUAUCAGCACCUUGUUUGUUCGUAAGUAUGAUUUUCAGAGAAUAUUUUAUUUCAGAUGUCAGUUUGUACACAAAUAAUCAUCAUGUUUUAACCCUCCAUUGUGUUUUAAUUAUCCGUAUACUGUGUAAAGACAUUUCAUGGUUGAGGGGCACCUCGUCAUUUCAUAUAACUAUUUUCUGUAAAAAGGAUCUUUGGGAAUGUUGUAACAUAUGUGAUAGUGAGGAUAAAAAGUUAUUACCAAGUUCUACAGGCUGUAUAUACAUUGGAAAAAUAGGGCUUUUGAUGAGUAGAUGCAGGAAAUAUGUUUAUACAUGUAAAGUCUUUUUUCAGAGACUGUAAUUUAUCUAAUUUGAUAUACAGUGAAAUGGGGCUAAUGGUAUUGCUAAAGCAGUUGUUUUUCAUCAUGUAAAUGAUCUCCUGUGGUUUCAUCUAACCAUUUGCUUCAUGUGGAAGUCAUCUUCUCCCAAGGCUGAACCAGUGUCCAACUAUAAUGAACAGAUAUUUUCUAUACACUGUCCAUAUCAAGGUACUCGGCUCCCUGUCUCGUCACUUUGCUAUAUUUGGAUGAGAAACUAUUUUGAUCGAGCACAUAUCAACAACACUCUUACUCUUAUUCUGUUAAUGACUUUGCAUGCCUUAAUCCAAUGAUCCUUUUUUUAUUUCAUUUUAUUUUGUUUUUUAAAUUUCAAUUUGACUUGAAGAUGGCUAUAAGUGUGUCUACAGGACCGGCUGUACUGGGUUUCCCUGCAGCAGUUUCCUGCUUCGUUAUACAGCAUAAUUUUGUUAACGGUAACCAGGGUCAAAGUUAUGCAAUAACAAUUAAUAGUGCCUCAUGAAACAAACUUGUAAUACCAACUGCUCUGUGCAGCGUUUCAGUUUCAACAUGUGUUCAAAUUCUCUAAUUUGCAGAAGGGAAAAGGUGAAUUUUGGAAAAAGCUCAGACACACAGUUAUGCAAAUCUGACCUCGUAAAGGUUCAACUUUCCUUUCGCACUGAGCCUUACGCCAUUAUUUCAAAUGCAACAUCCUUCUGUUACAUAUACACACACCCGCUGAAUACACCAUCCAUUAUUACUUUGCUGUUAGGUCCCCGUGCGGGGAAGCAAAGUGAGCUGUGAAGGCCUCUCAAUUCUUCAGAUGAAGAGAACGAGGGAUCUUCUGGUCAUCACACGCUGUGGCCUGGAUUCCAGCAGUAGAGGCACUCCGUUGUGGGUGAAUACUGACCUUACGCUUCUCUCUCUCAGUUGGGUUUCUAUAUGCUUUUACUUCCGUGUGACAUCCGUGUUUCUUUUUUCUCUGCUUUUAUUGAAAUUUCAGUAGUGACGCUGAUGCCUAUGUUUGAAGUUUGCUGAUAUUACGUACAGAAAUUGUUGUUCCUGUAUUUAUGUAAAGUGAGUGUAUUGUAAAUAUAUUCGGAUCUUUUUUUCUUUUUCUUUUUUUUCCACUCUCGCCGUAAAAAAGGAAUAAUUGUGAUAUUGCUCAGCAUUGCUUCAAAAGGGAGACUGCUCAUGGAAACCCACGCCUGCACAAGAACGUUUUUAACCCUGAUACUUUUACAAAGUUUUAAGAACAGGUGUCCUUCUCCAUUCUGUUUCCUUCUUUUAUUUUCUCCAACAGUCAUUUGAAUAUCCAGUGUUUUGCUCUUCUCUCUGUAUUUUUUCAUAUGGAUGGAGCUGUGAAAUUUAAAUAAGUUUAAACAUAUACAUGUAUAUUAAUAUGAAUGGAGGCAUGACAGUUAAUAAAGUUACAUUUUGUAUGUAA